GUCCAGAAACUUCGGCUUUUUUGUCUGCUUCAGUUUUAAGAAUCAUUAGGCUAAAAGAUAGAAAAUUAUUUCUAAACCACUUAGAGUAAAAUCUCUAGUCUGGAUUGCACCAGAAUUUGUGUUGGAGAGAGUCACUAAAGGUCAACGAAGACGAAACACUAAUAAUGAUGGAUCUUCCCAAAAGGUCCAAGGUUUUUUAUCCACCAGCUGAUAAAUUUUGGGGAUUUGGAUCCACACUCCUCAAAAUCUGGAUAUUUGCUACCUUUCUGCCAUUUGCGAGCGGCAGCACCACUCAAAGUGUGUCAUCAUCCACGGGUAGCAGUCAUGUGGCAUCAUCCACAAGUAGCAGUCAUGUGACAUCAUCCACAGGUAGCAGUCAUGUGACAUCAUCCACGGGUAGCAGUCAUGUGACAUCAUCCACAGGUAGCAGUCAUGUGGCUGUUUCCACGACUUGGUCUCAUCCGUCGAACUGCUAUAGUGUCUGCGUAUGUGUUGGUUUCGAAGGAACUCAAAAAACCCAAACUGGGACCUCUUAUGACGUUUCAACGACUCUGUCGGGUACUGUUACAUCCUUCAUCGCGUAUACUUCUUCAACAACGUCCACGGCUACUUCAACAAGUUCGGAAAAUACACAGAUUUCUUCAGUCCCACCUACUUCCUUUGCGUCAUCAACUAAUGCUGAUGAUUCUACCACAGCCACUUCGAGCUUUAGUGCCGAGGAAACCUCGACGGAAACUAUUUCAACACAUUCUACUGCCAUUUUGACAACUUCACAAAUUGCCUUGACUUCUUCGAUUUCAACUAUUUACUCUACACCUUCUACUAUUUCUCAUGGUACUGAAGCAUCAUCGACGGACACUUCUACAAACUCGGCUUCUCCUUCACUUGUAACAGUUUCUUCCAUAUCGUCUUCUCUUACUCCUUCAGUAUUGUCAACUUUCUCGACACCAUCGAUUUCAUCGUCGCCCGCAACGUCCUCGAUUACUUCAGCGACAACCAUCAAGGUAUCCUCAGUGGCGAAUCCUUCCUUUACAAGCCCAUCAGCUUCUUCUUUAAUAUCCACAACCUCUCCAGACUCAACUUCAGUAAUUUCGCCGAGUGCCACUGUGACUGUGUUAGCAUCAUCGAGUGUUCAGAUUGUUUAUGCGCCCGCACCGCAAGUUACCAGCGUUAAGUUCAGUGAGACAGCCGCAAAAAUUCUGAUUCAGUUUAAUGUGGAGGUGCAGUUUGUCAGUGCAGAGGAAACGUGCGACGAAUUCUUUAUUCCUGCGGCAUUGACAACGUUGGGCAGUUAUCCUCAGUGCCGCCUAAGCCAUACGCAGGAGUUACAAAUAAUCCCUGGAGUUGGUGCAAACAUAUCAGUUGGAGACUUACUAGAGUUUAAGGCUGGCGUGUUCAAGGCCCGUAAUGAAGAGUACGGCAAGUUUCUCAAUGGUUCGUUUGCUGUUAAUUUACCAGAUGUUCCUUUGAAACCAGUGCCAGUGAUCAAAGGUCCCAACGUUCUUUCUUCUUGUGGAAAUCUCUCCCUCUCUGGAACUCAGUCCUUUGGUAGCGGCGGCCGACCACUCAUUAUCAAAUGGUCUCUGAUAUCGCCUAACUCAGGAAGUGACUUCAUAGCUAUAACAAAUAUCCUCAGUAACCUAAGUUCACAAGAUGACCGCGUUAAAAUCCCAGGAUCUCUCUUUGAGGCUAACAAAACAUACUUAUUCAAGCUCGAGGUGGCCAACUUCCUAAAUACGUCACGCUUUGAAGAAACUUCUCAUUCAGUUAUUAAAGUGUCUGAUCCAGUCCCAGAGCUGACUCUAAGUUCCAGCAUCGACCUUAGUGAAGGGGAAGUCUUUGUUUCUGAAGAUUUCCAUAUCAGGACAACCGUGACUGUUGCUCCUUGCGCGAACGAUACCAGAGUAGACUUUUCUUGGGCUGUUACAUGCAGUGAUGCUAGCGCUAAAAAGAGGGUCGAGUUCAGUGCUGCGUUCAAUGCCACCAGAUACCAAAGCACUCUUAAGAUAACUAAGGGCCUGUUAACCGGUGAAGUCGACUGCACAUUUACUGUGACUGUAAGGAUGAAGUACAAUCCUAGUGUUAAGACCUCCAUGAGCCAAGUCAUCAAAGCCUUGCCCAGUCCUCUGGAAGCCGCUAUACUUGGAGGUGAUCGAUUAAUUGGUCGUAACAGUGGUUCGAUUAAACUGGACGCCAAAACAUUGACCAUCGAUCCUGAUAGAACGAAGCAUGAGUUAUCUUGCAGCUGGAGUUGUGCAGUACAAAGCGGCGGCUUAUGUAACUCCACCGUGAAUAAUGAAUUGAUAUUUUCUGCUGUAUAUGGAUGUAUAAUUGCGGUGCAGAGUAACCAUUUCUUCGCUGGGAAGACAUAUAUAAUCAGUGUGAAUGUGACAAAAGGUUUCCGUUCCGCUGCGGCCUCCAUAAAACUGACUGUGGUGGAAGGUAACCCACCAGCUGUUUGGGUGAAUGCAGCGCACAUAAGGAUGAACUCAAAUGAUAGACUGAAACUGCAGGGAUACUACAAAACAAACACAGAGCCUGCUAAGGUGGAAUGGAGCAGUUCACAAGAACAAGGAUUUUCUUUCGUAGAGCUGAGUGGUUAUAAUCCGGCCACGUCGUUUAACCCUGGAAACGACUCAUUUGUUCUCUUGACGUUGCCUGUAAAUCUUCUCAAGCCCGACUCUAAAUAUCGAUUCAAGCUAACAGUCAAUGACGGAAGUGAAGAGGGCGUAGCGUCUUUAACCGUAGAAGUAAGAAAAGGACCCACUGCCCGUCCGUCUGCCGGAUUAUCUGUGUCGCCAAGCUCCGUCCAAGCACUGGAUGUUGUUACUUUGUCAGCUCCUGGAUGGGAAACCGACUUGGAUGCUUUUCCUCUACGAUACUCGUUUGGCUUGCUGGUCGAAAAAGAUGUUUGUGAGACCUUUGGGAUUCCCUCUAGCGAUUCUGAACGAGAGCAGAUGGUGCCUCAGGGAUCCGGUCCAGAUUACAUUCUUCCCCUGUGUGUGGUGGUCUUGGAUAAGUUUGACUCGUUUAAAAUAGCAACGUUUAACAUCACCUCAAGUCCACCGAGCAGCGAUGUUUUGACCCCGAAUGCUCUGGAAAGGUUGCUUCAAAAUGCUGUUGAUGAUCCAUUGCAGAGUGGUGAUGUGGAUGCAGCCCUUGGCGCUAUUAUGAGUAUCGUGGGCACUGUGCAGCAGUCUAAUAACACCGAAGAUGAGGUUAGGAACAACAUUUCUCGAAGAACAGAAGAAAUUGUCUUCGAUAUCCUUGAGUCCACUGUGAUCGACCAGGAUAUAGCUUUUCCCCUUUUGAGUGUUCUCGUCAAAACGAAUGUAACAGCAUCGGAUAACAGCUCUAGAACGGCCAACGCUGCAGUGAUUAUUCUGCAAGGGCUAGACGAUAAACCACUUCCUGAUGAUUUAGCUGGGAAUUUUUACUCAUGGAUUGCUGACCUUGCAGACGAUUCUAUUGACAACAACGACGGCUUAAAAGAGACAGUGGGAGAUGCUUUGGAGAAAUUUGCAGAUAAUAUUGGGACGGACUUACAGUGCGGGGAUCCUCCUAGGGAAGUUUCCGAUGAUAGACUGGGAUCAGUCAAGGUACAGGUGGCAGGAUUAAAAGGAGAAAUCGUAUCAAGCAGUAAGCCUGGUGCCCCAAGAUUUGACCCGGGCCCACAACUCACUAAAGAGUACAGUGGCCUGAGGAAGUGCGGAGAGGGAAAAAUCUGUUGUGGUGUGUUUCUGAAGAUGGUUCGGUACAAAAAAGAUCUAAUUGUAGCAGACAAAAGUAAACAAAGGGAUGACAGUCAAGUUGUCAGCUCUCAGAUUAUUGGUGUGGAUCUACGUGAUCCUAUCACAAAGACACCGAUUGUGAUUCAAAGCCUUACACAUCCUCUGAAGCUGGUCUUUAUCAUAUUAUCAGUACCGAAAGACAAAAAGCUUGGGUGUGUCUAUUUCGAUGAGGAUAAAAAGGUCUGGGUAAAAACCGGUUUGAAGGCAAUAGGACUUGUUUCAAGCGAGUUUACAUGUGAAUCCACGCACGCCACCUACUUUGCUCCGUCACACGAUUCAGUCGUGACUAAAGAGCAAUCCUCGACUGACCUUACUCGCGGAAUCGUUGGUUUGGUAAUGGGUUUCUUGAUGGGAAUUGUGGCUGUACUUCUUGUACUUUUAUUCAUCUGGUGGAAGAGAAAACAAAAAGUAACCACAGAGCUUCCACAACUCGACCACAGACUUUGAUAUUCUGGCGAAAUCAAUUUAACAAAUUAACACUGUCAUCAAAAUGUUGAGGACUCACUUGAUAACACCUCGUGAGUCCAAAACAAAUUUUGACCACGGUGAUGAUGAAUAUCGUUGCCGAUGAGGGUACAGACCACGCUACAUUACUUUCGAUUUUUUUUUAAUCACAAUAUCGACGUCAAACUUUCCGAGUCAUCCAUGUUUCAGAGCUGAUAAUGGCAUUGCGUGAGAUGUUGACGCGAGCAGCGUUGUCUGUACCUUAUCGGAAACGGCAAAUUGGCCAAUAAGAUUGCGACAUUACUACCAAUUGUGGUAAAAUCAUUAAUUGCUACCUCCACUUCAUAAUUUUUCACUCAUUUAUUGUGCUAAAGAGCCUUGUCUCGAGAUAUAAGACACCUCGGGUGACUUUUUGCUCUAACACACACUCCAGCAUAGCUAUUUUUAAUCGCCAUUUUUGUCAGCGGAUAAACGUUUUAAAAUGUGAGGAUUAGAAGGUCUACAGGGUAAGGUGUUGACUCAAAGUGAUCACUGUUUAAUUCUUGUUAACUGUGGAGUCGUUUGGGUGAUGUAAGCCAGAAGUAAUAGAUAGUUUACGAGUUCAAACGGGUGAGAUAAUCAGGUUCUAACGUUAAUCAGUCUUGUUCUGGCUAAAUUAGUAAAUCUUUUCAUGGAGUUCAAGUUUUUCCUUUAAGUUAAAUAUAACCAUGGGCCGGUUAGGUUUUUGAUAAACAAAUGGGAGCUCGCUUAGCAUGUUUAAAUAGUGCAGAUGAUAAAUCAUUGUUUGAAAUAAUUGGUUCGUUGAUUAGCAAAUUAUUACCAUUCUAUUUCUGCACACAAUUCCUAAAUUAUGUACCAUUAGUAAACACUAUAAAACUUCA
Molecule: messenger RNA, 5116 nt
Organism: Pocillopora damicornis (cauliflower coral)
Lineage: Eukaryota; Metazoa; Cnidaria; Anthozoa; Scleractinia; Pocilloporidae
Source: RefSeq, a predicted model, not a curated record